Messenger RNA from Varroa destructor (honeybee mite), 2027 nucleotides. Its product is annotated as domesticated amidase effector 2-like. The record is from RefSeq and is a predicted model, not a curated record. NCBI's taxonomy places the organism in Eukaryota, Metazoa, Arthropoda, Arachnida, Mesostigmata, Varroidae.
AGUAAUGUCUCCGGCCGAUAAGAUUUCGCCCACUAACUCGAUCAUACCACUUGUAGCUAGAGUCGAACGGUGUCAAAAUAAGGCCACCCUGUCAGCUUGAUUAUCGUGACGAGGAAACAAAGACUAAAGCAACAACUUUAUUGGAUAUUUAGCCACGUACAACGAAAUAUGAAAUCAAUACUAUUAACAAGCUGCCUACUGGGCGUGUACAUGUUUACGGUGGGCAUCGAAGGCGCUUGUCAGGACGUGGGCAGCUUUAUGGGCGCGUGGGUCGACGAUGGUUCGGCAGCUGGUCUUGUCAAAUCGAAGUGUUCCGGACUUAAUCGAGGAACCGACAGCUGGCGUAAGAGGACAAAGGUAAAAGAUUCGUGCAGUUCGGUAUCUCGCAACACGCCGAUCGCAAGCUUUGUUGGGAAAAAAUACCGCGGGUACGCCGCCAUUUUUGUCAGGUGCGGCCGCGAGGGAAUCCACGUUUACGACCAAACACCCCACCGACCACUGGGAUUGCGAUUCAUUCCAUGGGGCGGCACUGUGGCAAAUCAUAAUGCUGAGAACUUCUUCACGAUCCACUGAUUCCCUCAGUUAGUAAUACCCCAUUGAUUGACUGAUUGAUUGAAUAACUGCACUAUCGGCUACAGAUGCUCAUUAUUGUAAUUCUAAUUACUUUGAUAUAUAAUGUUAGUUUUCUAGUAGAAUCUUAACUAGAUACUUAUACCGAUGUUUACUUUGCUUACGUAUUGGGGUUAUAUUUGAAGUUUUGCUCACUUUUUUUCCAAAUCACUAAUGUACAGCCUCAUAGAUCAUCCAAACAUAAAGCACCAGAAACCUCAAAAUUGAGGUAAUUUUAACGAAUUAUUUAUACAUUUGAAUAGAGAUGAUUUACGGAUUUGCCUAAAUAAACGUUGCUAUUUAUCUAACUUCGCUAUUAGUUCAACGACCUACUGCUCAGUUCGUAGCCAUUGAUUACGCUUCGAGAUAUACCGUUUAUGGCAACUAUCCGAAUAGUCGUUCUAUAUGAAAUUCAACACGUUUAAUAGUUAAGUUAAAACUUUUAUUGCAAAAUUACUUAAGUAACGUAAACGAUCAAUUUCUAUCAACAUAUAGACCGUAAUUGUCAUUGGACCCUUGUACGGUGCUGUUCGUCCUAACGGCCUACUAUAUUCAAAUGCAGAAUUCAGGUAUUUUACUAUCUACAACUCCACAGCGUAUUUAAUGCGAUGAUCUUCACACAAAUCUCUGUGUACGUAUGUAAAUAGUGCUGUCCUCACAAUUGAGGGCCUUAUCUGAAAUAAACAUGAUAACAUUUUGAGACAUCCUAUGUAUUUCACUAUUACUAUUAUGUACACCAAAGUAAAAUAUCACUCAUAGAUGGAUCAAAUAAUACAGAUGUAGAAACAAUUCCAAGGUUGUUAUUACUCUCAGUCAGACCUUAUGACUUCCACGAUUGUUUCACUUCGAAGACCCAUACCUCUCGUCAGAGCAACACAUUAGGCUUCUGUGAUUAUUACGCAUAACAUUGUUGACUCACGAAGUGCGUAUUCUAAUUUAGAAACAACUUCGAUUAUUGGUAGUUGAUUGAUUCACAGCCGUAGAUUAUUUGGGAAAAAAGUUGAAAAAGCACUGACAUCUUUGUGCCUUCAAACUAAUAUAAAGGUAAAUGGAGAGCUGGGCUCAAGAGGAAAGUUGAUGGCACCACCAACAAAACUGGAAUGUCUAUUAAAACUGUAAUAUAUACACGUAGCAGAAGAUGUUACUGCUUAUUAACAGCGUUAACAUAAACAAGAACAUGAAAGGCAUUAUCUGUUUUUGACAGACGGGUCUUACAAUUUUCUGUUAAACUUAGCUGAAACCAGAUAUUUGAUUUCGUGUUCGUAUUUAUCGACGGAAAAUGUAUUGAACAGCCUUCCCGAACAAACGUCUAUCAGCAAUUUUUUUAAACCAAUGGAUCAAAUCUAUAAUAUUGUCGAGUAGCUGUUGCUAAAUAUGUGGUGGACUGCACUCGACCCAUUUUUAUCUAUCGGUAUUAA